Molecule: messenger RNA, 510 nt
Organism: Adelges cooleyi (spruce gall adelgid)
Lineage: Eukaryota; Metazoa; Arthropoda; Insecta; Hemiptera; Adelgidae
Exons: 5
Coding region: 97-510 (137 amino acids)
Source: RefSeq, a predicted model, not a curated record
AAGCCGCACAAAGAUGUCAAGGUUAAAAAACUCACGAUUUUGGAAGUAUGUUUUUACCUAGAGGAGUUUGAGGAACGCUUCAAAUCUCAUGAGCAAAUGGGAUAUCUUUAUCUUGACCAGCUAUCAGCAGUUUUUGAUUAUUGGCAAACUGUAAAUCUUGCAUUAAACAAAAUAAUAAAAAACAUUCAAACCGAAAACGAUGAUGACUAUGUAAUGAACGCUGUGGAUUUCUUGUUGACUAUGACAGAAAUCAAACCAAAAGGCCUUGGUCUGACCCUAGCACAAAUAAAAAUGUUUAUUGAUGUAUACGAUGCACACAAAACAUCAGAUGGCAUAAAUGAUGACGCAAGUAAAGAAGUGUUCCAAAACCUUAGUAUAGAAAUAGAUGACGAUUUGGAAAAGCUAUUUAAAUCCAAACAUAAUAAAGCCAUAAAUGUCGCGGAGUAUACUGAAAUUCUUUUGUUAUUAAUUGAUUUUGAAGAGCGCAUUGAAUCCGACGAUGCAAACUGA